ACAUAGCAUGGACUCGGCGAGCAGCAAGGUUCAAGCUCGCAACUCCACACAAUCCUAUGUGGGCGGAAAUAUAGUCCUAUUUAAAUAAGUGACGAUGCUGUACCUGAUCAUUGUAUGUAUAAUUCAACAUUGACAUUAAAUUGGCUGGCAGGACCAAUCUUUCCGGACGAGCAUGGCCAAGGCAGCGCUCCUCCGCAGCGCGCUCUGCUUGACGACGGCCAAGCCGCGGCCGAGCCCGACGCUCUUCAUGUUCCCGGGCCUCAAGGCGCAGCCCUUCCAUGAGGCCAAGGACUUUGCGUGGACGCAGUCGUUCACAGACAACCUCGACACGAUCCGCGAAGAGUACGUCGCACUGCGCCAUGCGCAAAAGGAGAGCGACUACGUCCUCGCAGGCCAAGAGCAUGCGCUCCACCAAGGCCAGUGGGACUGGUUCAGCUACGUGACCAAGGGCAAGAAAGUCGACCUCUUUGAGCAACACUGCCCGACGACGACGCACCUGCUGAACGCCAUUCCGGGCUUCAUGACCGGUCUGCCGUUCGCGUACGCGUUCUUCUCGACGCUGCAGCCGCAGAGCGCGAUCAAGGCGCACUCGGCGCCCUGCAACAUCCGGCUUCGCUGCCACUUUCCGCUCUUCGUCCCGCCCAACUGCGGCAUCCGCGUCGCGGACGAGACCAAGGAGUGGAAGGAAGGCGAGUGCAUGGUCUUUGACGAUGCGUACGACCACGAGGUGUGGCACGACGGCCAAAAGGGCGAGCGCGUCGUCUUGCUCUUUGACCUGUGGCACCCCGACUUGGUGCCGGGCGAGAAGGACGCACUCAUCAACAUGUUUGCCGAGGCGAGCGACAAGGGCUGGCUGACCAAGUAAGAAGCUCUGUGACGACGAAGCGCACGAGGCGUGGCAUAAGAUUAGCAUUAAAUGAGCACUAACUAACUCUGCGAUUUGGACGAAAGCAACGCGAGGAGGCUUUGGCGCCCGCCCGAGCUCGUUUUCCG
Molecule: messenger RNA, 993 nt
Organism: Saprolegnia diclina VS20
Lineage: Eukaryota; Oomycota; Saprolegniomycetes; Saprolegniales; Saprolegniaceae
Exons: 4
Coding region: 173-865 (230 amino acids)
Source: RefSeq, a predicted model, not a curated record